This is a messenger RNA of Rhipicephalus sanguineus (brown dog tick), 1228 nucleotides long. RefSeq names its product arginine-hydroxylase NDUFAF5, mitochondrial. Bases 44 to 1111 code for a protein of 355 amino acids. Gene Ontology annotation, cellular component: mitochondrion. The record is from RefSeq and is a predicted model, not a curated record. The transcript has 14 exons. Lineage: Eukaryota; Metazoa; Arthropoda; Arachnida; Ixodida; Ixodidae. Gene Ontology annotation, biological process: mitochondrial respiratory chain complex I assembly. Gene Ontology annotation, molecular function: S-adenosylmethionine-dependent methyltransferase activity.
CCCGAUGUUUGAGAUCUCGUAGUUCGUCUGUCUUAAGCCCGAAAUGCUCGUCUCCGAAUUCAGACUGUGCUGGAUGCUGUGUCGCAGGGUUCCCGGAGUGUGGAUAGCACGAACUCGUCGUCAGCUUGCGAGGUGUGACGAACCCUCGAACGUCGCCGGACGCGCCGAUGGCUCGAGGUGUUUUUACUCGACCCUGCCUCCGGGGCAUCAGAUGAACGUUUUUGACAGAAAGGCGAAGACGCGCCACAAGACCCUGGCUGCUCUGGACAAGGACGCUGAAGUGUACGACUAUCUCAAGGACGAGGUCGGUUAUCGGUUGGCAGACCGUGUUUACGACAUUAAGAGGAAGUUCCCAAGAGCUGUGGAGCUGGGCUGUGGCCGAGGCCAUGUGUCGCAUCACUUGGACUCUGAAGCCGUGGAAUCCCUCGUCCUGUGUGACACGUCGCAUGAGUGCCUUAUGCGGUGCAAGGUGCCCAAGGACGUGCCCGUAACGAAGCUUGUCGUCGACGAGGAGUUCCUCCCGUUUGCAGAGAAUUCCAUCGACAUCUUCCUCAGCAGCUUGAGUCUCCACUGGGUAAACAAUCUUCCUGGCAUGUUCAAGCAGGUGUGGAAUGCACUCAAGCAGGAUGGUGCCUUCCUGGGGUGCGUCUUCGGUGGUGAAACGUUGUACCAACUGAGGGGCUCCUUGCAGCUUGCUGAAACGGAACGUGAAGGCGGGUUCGGAGCCCACAUAUCUCCAUUUGUUCAACCUACGGAUUUGGCUGCACUUCUGAACCAUGCUGGCUUUGUGCUACUUACGAUAGACUCCGACGAAAUGACCGUCAAUUAUCCGACGGCGUUCCACCUCAUGGCCGACCUCAAAGGUAUGGCCGAGAACAAUGCGACCUGGAAACGCAAGUCUCAUCUACACAGGGAUACCAUGGUCGCAGCGGCGGCGAUUUAUCAAGAACUAUACGGCAACGAGGACGGAACUAUACCAGCCACGUUUCACAUCUUGUCUUUUAUUGGCUGGAAGCCACAUCCAUCACAGGCCAAGCCAGCAAAGAGAGGAACCCAAACUGUGUCAUUGAAGGACCUAGGGUCUCUCUUAGAUCCAGCCAGCAAGACGUAGCCUCACUCUCGGCAAGUAACAAGUUCCAGCACGUCCUGUACUGUAUAGAUUACACUCUCAUUUGUGUUCUCAGGUGUAUGACCCGCAAAUAAAGACACAGGACUAGUGCUGCAGAAA